GACAAGCUGAGAUUUGUGGAGUUUGAAGCUGUACUUGCCCUGGUUGGCUGGCUGACUUGUUAUUUAUUUAUUGAGCUUAUAAAGCCCCCCAUCCCACUACAUCAAGUGUUUUAGAGGAAUGUACAGUAAAUUCUCAGUGUGGUGUAAUGGAUAAAAUGAUGGACUAUUAUUCAGGACACCUGGAUUCAAGUCCUUGCUCAGCUGUGAAAACUCAUGAGUGGGAGGUGGAACUGAUUUUUAGAGUUUCUUUGGCUGGAAGAAUGGUCCAUGUCUUUGUCUAUGGCACCCUCAAGAAAGGCCAGCCAAACUACGUACGCAUGAUCAAUGGUGCUCAUGGAACAGCCAGAUAUCUGGGCAGGGGAUUUACUGUGGAGAAAUAUCCCCUGGUGAUUGCAGGAAAAUACAACAUUCCUUAUUUACUGAACAAGCCAGGAACAGGGCACCGUGUCAGUGGAGAGAUUUAUUCCAUCGAUGACCAGAUGUUGCAAUUCCUUGAUGAGUUUGAGGGUUGCCCAGACAUGUAUCAGCGUACUCCAGUGAGAAUUGAAGUGGUGGAGUGGGAAGGUAAAAGUAGUACACCUGAGGGGAGACCAGCUGUUAACAGUAUUAUGGAAUGCUACGUGUACAGCACCACUACUUAUCAGCCUGAGUGGAUAAAUCUCCCUUACUAUGACAGCUACGAUUCCUUCGGGAAGCACGGGUGUCAAUAUGUGCUACGGGAAAGCAGAGAUUAAAACUGGAAGGCAGUUUUUUUAAAUAACAUGAAUCAAAUCUCCACCAUUUUCUAUGGAAAGGAAGCAUUAACUUUUCUGAUUUGAAUACAGUUGUUUUUAAACAUCAAUCCCAUUGGUUAUCUAAGUUCACAGCUGUAGAUCUGUUUCUACAACUUACACAGUUUCUUUUAUGCAAUCAUAAAUUAGGAUUCUGGCUACUUAUUUUGUAGUCCAAUCAGGUCUACAAAUUUUAACUUGCCCAGCCACACAUGGUAAAUAAUGGAUAAAGCGUAUUUCAUUCUCUUGCUGUAAUGCUCUGUCUAGAACAACAUUUUGUGUAUGUACAAGGCAAAGAGAAGUGUUGCUUCAUUUUUAGCACUCUGCUCGGGAGGGGAAAAAUCCACCACCUACAUGGAGUUGAGCCAGAAAAUGGGUCUGGGAAGAAGUCCAUUUAUCAUCCAGUGAGACAAAUGAAUUCACUUAAGGAAUCUGAGCAGCACAGGGAUGUCCUCAAGUCCAAUUCGGUAAGAUUCAGAAGAUAUAAAGUGGCUAAGGAUGCAACAUGAAUUUUCAAGAUCACCCACCUCUCACAAGAUACAACAUUUUUCUAAAGUGGUGAGCUGACCAUUACUGUGCAACAAGAAGGAUGGAACCUGAAGGUAGCCUAGUAGCUGUUUGGAUUGUUGUUACUGUUUUGCCAGAAAUCAUCACCACAAAAUGUAUUGUGCUACGUGCAAAGAAAGUUCUGACUAAUCCGCUGAACUGGGAGAAAGUAAAUGAAUUAUAUUAUUAUAUGCCUCACAUAAUUGAGCACAAAUGAUACAUCCCCACCACCACCUGCUUUCUCAUUCCUUUCUGGGCAGGCAAGAUUCUGUUCAUGAAUGAGUUUUAGUGUAAGUUGCCCUUUUAAAUCUGCUUCAACUUCCCAAGAAAGCAACAAAUACUGUGUAUUGCUAACUGCUGAUGUGGAGGUAAAUUCUGAAUGAAUAUGGGCUAGCCCCUCUUUCCAGUUAGAGCUCAGGAUAUUACCAUAUUUUUCCAUGUAUACGAUCUCCCAGUAUAUAAAACAACCCCCCUAAACAGCCCCCUAUAUAAAGCAACCCCCAGUAUAUAA
Pogona vitticeps (central bearded dragon) is the source of this 1827-nucleotide messenger RNA. RefSeq names its product gamma-glutamylamine cyclotransferase (gene GGACT). The record is from RefSeq and is a predicted model, not a curated record. NCBI's taxonomy places the organism in Eukaryota, Metazoa, Chordata, Lepidosauria, Squamata, Agamidae. Gene Ontology annotation, molecular function: gamma-glutamylaminecyclotransferase activity. Gene Ontology annotation, cellular component: cytosol.